UAUAAAGACCACUCAUCACCUGAAGACUACGAGCAACUCAGAGAGUGGGCAGAAUACAGCUUGUCUGCAUCUGAUCUGUUCUUUCUGGAACAUUCUGAAAAUACCUGCAGAGUUUUAGAGUGUUUAACUUCUUAAUCAAGUGAAUAGUUCACUUUCGCCAGAAUGAGUUGGAUAUUUUUGCUGUUGACCGCCGCGUCGUUGGCGUACGUCCAAGCUACCUGGUUCAGCUGGAUAAGUACCUGCAACAGUUGUGCCGCCAAUACCCACUGCGUCAACAACAAAUGUCUGUGUUUGGCAGGUCACCUCGGCAACCCGUACUUCCACUGCUACCACAAUAACAACGCCUACUGCUCCAUCACCUACGACCCCGUGGUCCGCACCUUUGGGGGUGAGCGACUCAGCGUCAACGGCCUGCUGUCCAGCUACGUGGCUGAGGUCAGGACCAACCGUGUGGCUCUCUGGAGCGGUCACUGUAACCUGGCUCUGUGGGCCAUGACCGAGAGGGUCAAGGGCAAGUCCUACAUCAAUGAAGUCCAGCUCCGUCUGACCCAAACUGAUGCUUUGAAAAAUCAGCAUUUCUAUGAGCUUAGGAUCCUGACUUCAGCUCUAAAUGGCAAGUUCUCCUGGAGCGUCGAGUACCGUCUACAGGACCGAGGCAGCUUCGUCCAUCUCCACACCUUCAAGAACGAGCUUCUCUCCAUCCGUUUCAAGAUCAUCCUCAUCAACAGCUGCACCAUCAAGUUCACCCUCAUGGACUCCCACAUCCUCAAGGUCGAGAUCAUCUGCUGCGGCAUCCUCUUCGGCAUUCGACCUUUCAACCCUGCAGAGCCCAAGGUCAUACCGGGUAUUUUCCUUGAAGUGACCAAGACACACCAACCAACCUUCGACCGCUGGAGCAACACCCAGCAACCCCUCUGUCUAGACACGGACGGCUACGCUGCCAGAAACAUCUCCAUGGAAACGGGAAUAACAAACCAAAAAAAGGCCAUGACCCUACUUGGACUGAUGAACGGUGGGCCUCUCGACUUUUUCGGCGCGGCGAAAAAUCUCCUACAGCUGACAACGUCUUUAAAAAGAUGUUCCUUCAGUAUCUUGAACAAGCUCUCGGUCUCAAUUUGGUGGUCCAUUUUUAAUCACCCCCCGUUGAAGAGCUGUGUCUGCGGAAGUCGAUCCGGCUGGGACGGGUACGUGGAUUUUUUACUGCUCGUGCUGGACUGGUGUUGUCAUGGUGUUUCCUCCAGCUGUAGAAGCGCGCAGAAUGUGCUGAAAGAGCGGUGCGCGGGGGAGAUGCGCCAUGACAGCGGUAUCAGACGACUCUUUGAGGCCGAUUGUUCUAAAGUCUGGUGAGUUCGUGGCACCCAGGACUGACCCCAUGAAGUAUUCAAAGUGUUAAAACACUACCCAACGCUUCUGAAGUUAUAUACCACGUUUUUUCAAAAGAAGUUUUUAAAAAUAAAAAUCGCAACU
Messenger RNA from Physella acuta, 1467 nucleotides. RefSeq lists its product as uncharacterized. NCBI's taxonomy places the organism in Eukaryota, Metazoa, Mollusca, Gastropoda, Physidae. The record is from RefSeq and is a predicted model, not a curated record.